CGCUGCCAGCACUGGACAUCCUUGAGACUUUACAAGAAUUCCCCUAUAACUUUUAAAAAAACGUGCUGGUUCUGCAGUUAGCUUAACGGAGGAAUAUGAUACGUUCAAUAAGUGUUCAUAGUUGUAACUCUCAAUGUUAAGAGGGCAGAUUCGUUGAAAAUCAGUAUGAACUUAAAGGGUCUCCGCGUGGUGUUACUGGUGUUUCUCGCUAUAAGUACAGAGCCGCGCAAAUCGGAGUCUGCGGCGUGUCAUGGUUGUGGGACUGGACCAAAGUGUGACUGCAGUGGGGUGAAAGGACAGAAGGGUGAGCGAGGGAUUCCGGGUUUAACGGGCCAAUCAGGUGUUCCAGGUUUCCCAGGACCAGAAGGGCCGAUCGGACCUCGUGGAGAGAAGGGUGAUGAUGGACCUACAGGACCGAGUGGGCCUAAAGGAAUAAGAGGACCUCCUGGAUUACCAGGCUUCCCAGGAACACCAGGAAUCCCAGGUCUCCCAGGACAGGAUGGCCCCCCAGGCCCCAAAGGAGUUCCAGGCUGUAACGGAACCAAAGGUGAAAGAGGAUUCACAGGAAGUCCAGGUCUUCCAGGUUUAGUGGGUUCACCAGUAAGUGUUGCUUUAUGUCACAUUUCAAAAUUGCAAGCAUACUGUCAUGCACUCACAGAAAUAUUUGAAGUCAUUAUUCUCAAAAUAAUUCAUAUUUUCUUGGCUCCACAGGGUCCACUAGGUUCUAUAGGACAAAAGGGGGAGCCUGGGGAUGUCAUAGAAAUUAAUCGGCCUUCAGAAAAUGGGGAUCCUGGCAUUAAUGGUUUACCAGGCUCCAGGGGUGAUCCUGGACCCCCGGGUCUUCCAGGUCCUGUUGGUCCUUCUGGUCCACAAGGGUAUGAGGGGCGUCCAGGCCCUCCUGGUCCACCAGGGCCAAAGGGAAACAUGGGAUUGAACUUCCAAGGACCCAAAGGAGAGAAGGGUGACUGUGGAUUACAAGGACCUCCUGGGCCACCAGGGCAGGUUGGCGAAGUAUCACGCUUACCUGAUACAGUCAUUCAACAAGGAGAAAAGGGUGAUCGCGGCCAACCUGGAAAUCCUGGUUUUCCAGGUCCCCCUGGACCCCCUGGUCCACAAGGGGACCAGAAAGGUGAGAAAGGAGAACCUGGGGAGUCUGGAAAGAGGGGAAAACCUGGCAAAGAUGGUGAACAAGGCCUCCCUGGAUAUCCAGGUGAUAAAGGAGAAUCAGGUCCUCCUGGUCUAUCUGGGCGAGAUGGUGCAAGAGGUGAGAAAGGUGAUCGAGGACCUCCUGGACCUCCAUCAUACAGGGAUGGGCCGUUCCCAGGCAUAGGUGGAAUAGGACCAAAAGGAGACAGUGGCGAGCCAGGAUUCCCUGGCCCUAAAGGAGACAGAGGACUGCCAGGUAUUCAGGGGCCACCUGGUCCAUCAGGUCCUGCAGGAAUUGGAGGUCCAGGUCCUUCCGGUCCACCAGGUUUACCUGGAGAGAGAGGAGAAAAAGGUGAUGAGGGACAGCCUGGAAUCACCCUCCCUGGAUCACCUGGGAGUACAGGUCCACCAGGUUCCCAAGGAUUUCCAGGACCUCCUGGUCCCCCAGGAAUAUUAAAUGGCAACACAGAAUGUAAUCGUGGUCCUCCUGGUCCUCCAGGCCUGCAGGGGGAGCUAGGAUUUACAGGAGGAACAGGACAGAAAGGUCAAAAAGGAGAGACAUGUGUCAAUUGUUUCACUAAUAGAAACCCUGUCCCAGGACCGCCAGGGUUUCCAGGUCCUCCUGGAAAUCCAGGUGCACCUGGUUUGCCUGGAUCUAAAGGAGACAGAGGAUUCCCGGGAGUGCCAGGGCUCAUGGGCCCACCUGGAAUACCGGGCCCUCAGGGUCUCCCUGGAGUCCCUGGAGAGAAGGGCGACCCAGGCGAUGCACUCUCUGUUCCGGGUGUGAAAGGAGAAAAGGGAGACACAGGCUUUCCUGGCACUUCAGGUCUGCCGGGACUCGACGGAAGACCUGGUCGUGAUGGAGUUCCCGGUCCCCCAGGCCUCAGAGGACCACCUGGUUCGGCAUUAGUGAAAGGCUCACAAGGUCCAUCAGGUGACCCUGGCUUGCCAGGACCUCCAGGAGACAGGGGUCUGCCGGGUCCCCCGGGAUUUGGUCCUCAGGGACCUCUUGGAGAGAAAGGUAUCCAGGGUGUUUCAGGAAGAUCAGGGGCCCCUGGAGCACCAGGUCAGAAAGGUGAACCUGGGUUGGCAGUGUCAGAUAAAGGUGAACGUGGACCCCCAGGACGUGAUGGAGAUCCAGGUUUGCCAGGAAGUCCAGGUAAUCCAGGCCUACCAGGACAACCUGGGUUCCCUGGCUUACCUGGACCCAAAGGAGAUCCUGGUCUUCCUGGUAUUGGUUUGCCAGGACCCCCUGGUUCUAACGGAUAUCCUGGUAUUGCUGGUUCCCCUGGUGGACCUGGUAUUCCUGGACGACCAGGUUUGGACGGACUGCCUGGUCAGCCUGGAUUACCUGGACCCAAAGGAGAGCCUGGUUUUGGUCUACCUGGACCUUUAGGCCCUACAGGAUUACCAGGCAGUAAAGGUGCUCCCGGUUCUAAAGGUGAUCCUGGUUUCCCUGGAAGCCCUGGUGCACCAGGUCGUCCAGGUCUUGUCGGUGCUUCUGGAUCUAAAGGUGAUCCUGGUUUUCCUGGUGGUCCUGGUUCUCGUGGCCCCCCAGGGCCCCCUGCCUUUGGCCUUCAGGGCCCCCCUGGUCCUCCUGGAGCUCCUGGCUCUAUGGGGUCUACUGGAGUCCCUGGUGUGAAUGGAGAGAAAGGAGACCGUGGCCACCCAGGUUCGAGUUUUCCAGGGUUGCAAGGUGACAGAGGAAGCCCUGGACUUCCUGGGCCUCCUGGUUCUGCUGGUCCACCUGGGGGUCCAGGACUACCUGGUCAAGAUGGCCUAUCAGGACUGCCCGGGCCUAAGGGAGACAUUGGUGGGAUGGGUGCUCCAGGACCUGCAGGUGCCCCUGGCAACCCUGGCAGACAAGGCUUUUCAGGACCAAAAGGAGAUGACGGUGUCCCAGGACGACCAGGAAGCUCAGGUUUCCCAGGAUCAAAGGGAGACAAAGGUGACCCAGGCAUUCCAGGCCCACCUGGCCUAGGCCCACCUACAGGUCUACUUAAGGGACAUAAAGGAGAACCCGGAUCUCCAGGUUUUAGCGGACCACCAGGAGCAAAGGGUAUUCCCGGUAUCCCUGGAGAUCCUGGUCUCCCUGGGCAAGAUGGAAGGCCAGGUCUACUGGGACCUCCAGGCCUCAAAGGUGAUCCUGGUAUUCCAGGAACUCCAGGGUCUCCAGGAGCCCAAGGACUGAAGGGUAGGAUGGGGGAGAUGGGAUUACCAGGAGUUCCUGGAGUGAAAGGAAACUACGGCCAAACAGGCCGAUCUGGCCAGCCUGGUUCCCCAGGAACACCAGGGUUCCCGGGACCCAAAGGUGAUCCUGGCUCACCAGGAUUUGGAUUACCGGGAACUCCUGGGCCACAGGGUGAACCAGGCCCUCCAGGAUUUCCUGGAACCCCUGGUCUGAAAGGCCAGCCUGGCCUUUCAGGAUCUUCAGGCUUGCCUGGUAGCCCUGGACCAAAGGGUGAUCCAGGACUCCCAGGAUUCCAAGGUGCACCUGGCAUUACUGGCCCUAAAGGUUUGGAUGGUGCUCCAGGCACUUCUGGUCCUAGUGGAGCAUCUGGUAGGCCAGGAGAUCCUGGACGACCUGGAUUAACUGGCCUCCCUGGUGAUAAAGGUCUUGCUGGACGUGAUGGUAUUCCAGGACCUCCGGGACAAAAGGGUGAACCAGGCACUCCAGGCCUUGGUGGCCCAGGCCCACCCGGUUUCCCCGGUUCACCAGGGACUAAAGGAGACCCCGGUUUUCCGGGUCCUGCCGGUAGUCCUGGAUUUCCUGGUCCAAAGGGGGAUGCAGGAUUUCCUGGGUUGCCUGGCCCAGUUGGUUCUGGAGGACCACCUGGGCCUCCAGGCCUGCCUGUGCAAGGACCUAAAGGUUUCCAAGGCCCACCUGGUGCCCCCGGAAGAGCUGGUCCUGCAGGUUCUCCUGGCCCUGAGGGUCCCCGUGGACCUCCAGGUAGUGGAGGAGUAAAAGGUGAGAAGGGCAUGCCUGGACUCCCUGGGAUACCUGGUGCACCAGGACUGAAAGGAGAUUACGGUCCCCCUGGCUUUUCGGGUACUCCAGGAAAUCCAGGACCUAGCGGCCUGAAAGGAGAUACUGGACCUCAAGGUGUUCCUGGAUUCCCAGGACCUAAAGGACAGCCUGGCCUUCCUGGAUCUAAUGGCAACCCAGGAGAACGUGGUGACACUGGAACACCAGGUUCUCCUGGUGAGCCAGGCUUUGCUCCAAACCCAAUUAUUUUGAAGGGGGAGCGUGGUCAAUCUGGACCACCUGGUAUUCCAGGCAGCAGAGGCCCAACAGGUCCCUUGGGAUUGCAGGGUCUUCCAGGUUCGCCUGGUGACCCCGGAGACCCAGGUCCAAUGGGACCUCCAGGAUUUACCGGCUCACCAGGAAGGAAGGGAGAUACAGGACCAGCUGGACAACCAGGUUCGCGUGGUUACCCCGGCCCUCCUGGUCCAGAAGGGAUUCAGGGCCCUCCAGGUAUCGCAGGAUCAUCGUCUGCCGCACACGGUUUUCUGAUCACGCGCCACAGUCAGACCACAGAGGUGCCAUCGUGUCCUGGUGAUACAAGACUCAUCUAUGAUGGCUACUCUUUACUCUAUGUGCAAGGCAACGAGAGGGCGCACGGACAGGACCUGGGUACGGCUGGUAGUUGUCUACGUCGUUUCAGCACGAUGCCUUUCAUGUUCUGCAACAUUAACAAUGUCUGCAACUUCGCUUCCCGCAAUGACUACUCCUAUUGGCUGUCCACACCACAGCCCAUGCCCAUGAACAUGGCGCCUAUCACUGGAGAGAGCAUCAAACCUUUCAUCAGUCGGUGCUCUGUGUGCGAAACUCCAGCCAUGGUGAUUGCUAUACACAGCCAGACCAUUCAGGUGCCAUCCUGCCCAGACUACUGGGCCGUGCUCUGGAUCGGUUACUCCUUCAUGAUGCACACCAGUGCAGGUGCUGAGGGCUCAGGUCAGGCUCUUGCCUCUCCCGGUUCCUGUCUGGAGGAGUUCCGCUCGUCUCCGUUCAUCGAGUGCCACGGUCGAGGCACCUGCAAUUAUUACAGCAACUCGUACAGCUUCUGGCUGGCCACUGUGGAUGUGAAUGAAAUGUUCAGAAAGCCGCAGUCAGAGACACUGAAAGCUGGAAACUUGCAGACCCGUGUGAGCCGCUGUAUUGUGUGUAUGAAGAGGACGUAACGUAGUGACAUUUUUGCAGUCUGUUGUUGUUGUUGAGGAUCAGCCAUCACUUACAACGACUGCGGCCAUCAUGCUGAUUUCCAGUGAAGUUUCAUUGGUGCAGUAUCUUCACAUUUAACUCUAUGGUGCUACUGUGUGACACAGCAAAAGAAACUGAACAAAAUCAAUGAAUUUAUUAGUCUUUUUUAUUUUAAAGAAGUACCUCAAAAGAAAAAUGCAGAUCCAGCAAGGUGCCAUGGCAGUUGUGACAACAAUGUGCAUUAGAAUUUUUUUUUUUUCUCUAGAGAUUCUUUUCAUGUAAUAUUUUCCUACAAGAAUUUUUUAAUGUUGGUACACAAAUGGUACAUUUUUGGGGAGAAGCACUCUCUCGCUUUUUUCUAUUUUCUUUCGAGUGGAAUUGUCUCCAUGUUACCAAAUCGGCACUUUAAUGGGACUGCUUUUUUAAGGCUAUCAUUUUUCCCCAAUCACUUUUUCUUCUUUAUUAGUGGUACUAACACUGCUGUAUCAGGACUUUUUUAGCAUUGUGUCAUUUAUCUCUUUUUGUAAGUAAUAAAAUGUGUAUAUUGUGUAAAACACCUUUUUAGCGUAAAAACAAAACAGAUCUUUUUAAUUAAUUUCUGGGUUCUUUGUCAGUAUGCUCACCACUCACUCCUUUAUUCACAUAUUAGUUCCACAUUCUUUUACACUGACAUUUGUACAAAGAACUUUCUUUAAAUUAAACAGUAUUUUAUAAAUUUAUAUAUUAAAAAGAAC
This is a messenger RNA of Sinocyclocheilus anshuiensis, 6081 nucleotides long. RefSeq names its product collagen alpha-5(IV) chain-like. Gene Ontology annotation, biological process: extracellular matrix organization. Gene Ontology annotation, molecular function: extracellular matrix structural constituent conferring tensile strength. The record is from RefSeq and is a predicted model, not a curated record. The transcript has 49 exons. Bases 166 to 5328 code for a protein of 1720 amino acids. Lineage: Eukaryota; Metazoa; Chordata; Actinopteri; Cypriniformes; Cyprinidae. Gene Ontology annotation, cellular component: collagen trimer.